Molecule: messenger RNA, 1275 nt
Organism: Geodia barretti
Lineage: Eukaryota; Metazoa; Porifera; Demospongiae; Tetractinellida; Geodiidae
Source: the annotation of a GenBank genome assembly
UUGGCCAAUGUCCUGGUGGUGGGAUCCGGAGGCAGGGAACACGCCCUCUCUUGGAAGCUGUCCCAGAGCAGUGCGGUCGAUACCGUGUUUACCGCUCCGGGAAACGGCGGAACCCGGGACAACGUGUUCGUAGCCGCCGAGGACAUCGGUGGUCUGGCAGGCUUUGCAGAGAAGAACGACUGCUUUACCGUGGUAGGCCCCGAGGUGCCCCUGUCCAUGGGUAUUGUCGACCUGUUCCGCCGGAGGAACCUGGAGAUCUUCGGGCCCACGGGGGGCUCCGCGCAGCUCGAGUCCAGCAAGAUCUGGGCAAAGCAGUUCAUGAAGGGGAACGGCAUCCCCACUGCGGGGUUUGAGGUGUUUGAUGACAGGAAAGAGGCGCUAGAGUACGUGGCUAGCACGCCGCACCCGGUGGUCGUAAAGGCCGACGGGCUGGCAGCCGGAAAGGGCGUGUUUGUGUGCUCUGAUGCGGCAGAGGCAGGAGAUGCCGUGGAUGCCAUACUGGGCAGAAACGUGUUCGGGCGGGCGGGCAGCCGCAUAGUGGUGGAGGAGAGGAUCGACGGCGUCGAGGCGUCGUACAUCGCCCUGUGCGACGGCGACACCGUGGUGCCCAUGGCGGCCAGCCAGGAUCACAAGAGGAUAUACGACGGGGACAGGGGUCCGAACACCGGCGGCAUGGGGGCCUACUCGCCCACGCCGGCGGUGGAUGCCGAGAUUGCGGCGAAGAUCCAGAGCCGGAUCAUAGAGCCCACCGUCUCUGCCAUGAAGGGCCUCGGCCUCCCAUUCCAGGGAUUCCUCUAUGCCGGAAUAAUGGUAAGGGACGGGGAGCCGUACGUGCUGGAGUUCAACACCAGGAUGGGCGAUCCCGAGUGCCAGCCGAUUGUCAUGAGAAUGGACUUUGACCUCUACGAGUACCUGCUUGAGUGCUCCCGGGGCAGGCUGUCCCGGCUCCCUGCCCCGCGCUGGAAGAGCCAGAGCGCGGUGUGCGUCGUGCUGGCAUCCCGCGGAUACCCGGGGAAGUACCCCAGGGGCGAGGAGAUAGCGGGUCUUGGGGAGGUGCGUGACGGCAUGGUGUUUCACGCUGGAACCCGGAGGGACUCGGGCCGGGUUCUGACCACCGGCGGCAGGGUGCUGGGCGUGACAGCUCUGGGCUCGGACCUGAGGGAUGCGGUGUCGCGGGCGUACUCGAUGGCAGACAAGAUACGCUGGCCACACAAGCACUGCCGGACGGACAUUGGGAGUUGGGGCCUGUCCGGCGCGGAUCAGGCCGCCCUGUGA